CAGCCCCCUGCAGCCGCCCUUCCCAGAACCCUUUGCCCAGGCUGCCCCAGGCUUCUGGGCAGUCCUGCCUGACCACUUGUCUGCAGGUCUGCCGGGGGAAGGCAGGGAGGAGGAGGCGGGAGGAGGGCGUGCAGAGGCCGUCCGGCCCCAGCCAUAGACCUUGGUGCUGAGCGUGCGACCAGCUGCGAGCAGAGGCCAGCCAUGGCCAGCCCGGCACUGCUGCUCCUGCUCCUACUGACGGCACUGCCACCGCUGUGGCCCUCCUCACUGCCACGGCUGGACACUGCAGAGGGUAAGGCCACCGUUGCAGGCCUGAUCCUGUCGGCGCUGGAGAGAGCCACCUUCUUCCUAGAGGAGAGGCUGCCCGAGAUCAACCUGGAUGGCGUGGUGGGGUUCCGGGUGCUGGAAGGGCAGCUAAGAAGCGUCCAGGCGGAGUGGGCCCAGGACCCCCUGCUUCAGCCGCUGAGCCUGCGCGUGGGGACGCUGGCCGCGAAGCUGGAGUCGCUCCUCCAAAGAUCUAUCUUCUACCUCAAGCUGAGCGACCCCGAGUACCUGAGAGAGUUCCAGCCCACCCUCCUGCCCGGCUUCUGGAAGCUGCCCCGCGCCUGGACCCGCACCGACGCCUCCUUGGUCUACCCCACCUUCGAGCCCGAGGACUCCUUCUCCGAGGACAGCAGUGACUCAUGCCUGGUGGAGCUGCUGGGAACCAGGAAUGACAGCAGCCAGCCCUGCGGGCUCUCGGACUCCUGCAGGGCCCUCAUGACCAAGCCGGGCUGCUCGGCCUACUGCCUGUCCCACCAGCUGCUCUUCUUCCUCUGGGCCCGAAUGAAGGGAUGCACCGAGGGGCUGUUCCACCGCAGCCAGCACUACAUCGACCUCUUCUGCGCCAACGUGAUGGACCUGAACCGCAGAGCCGAGGCCAUCGGAUACGCCUACCCCACCCGGGACAGCUUCCUGGAAACCAUCAUGUUCUGUGGAAUGGGAGGCUUCUCUGACUUCUACAAGCUCCGCUGGCUGGAGGCCAUUCUCAGCUGGCAGAAGGUGCAGGAAGGAUGCUUCGGGAAGCCUGAUGUUAAAGACGAAGAAUUAUCUAAAGCUAUUCAAUACCAACAGCAUUUUUUGAGACGAGUCAAGAGGCGAGAAAAACAAUUUCCAGAUGGCUGCUCCACCCACAACACAGCCACGGCGGUCGCAGCCUUGGGUGGCUUCCUCUGUGUCCUGGCAGAAAACCCGCCCGCACGCGGAGUGCCGCGACCGUCCCCACCGUCACCACCAAGCAGCCAUUGAGAGGACAGUUCCGUACCUGCUACCCUGAGGCUGAACAGACCCCUCGAGUCCUCCUUCCUCGGGUCCCCAGGGGCGGGUGGGUCACAUCCUGAGGAGGCAGCUGAAGACAGAGAUGGGCAAGGCAGCCCAGGUUCACCUCCCAGGCGGUCUGGAAGCCUUGAGGGCAGGCGGGAGCGGGAGGGACCUUGGGGUGCGAAAUAAAUAAACUUAGAGCGCAAUUUA
Molecule: messenger RNA, 1509 nt
Organism: Lemur catta (Ring-tailed lemur)
Lineage: Eukaryota; Metazoa; Chordata; Mammalia; Primates; Lemuridae
Gene: C2H16orf89
Product: chromosome 2 C16orf89 homolog
Exons: 8
Coding region: 202-1287 (361 amino acids)
Cellular component (GO): cytosol; membrane
Source: RefSeq, a predicted model, not a curated record